This is a messenger RNA of Acanthochromis polyacanthus (spiny chromis), 1611 nucleotides long. Its product is annotated as sialidase-4-like. Gene Ontology annotation, molecular function: exo-alpha-sialidase activity. Lineage: Eukaryota; Metazoa; Chordata; Actinopteri; Pomacentridae. The coding region runs from base 110 to 1279 and encodes 389 amino acids. The transcript has 2 exons. The record is from RefSeq and is a predicted model, not a curated record. Gene Ontology annotation, cellular component: membrane; cytoplasm; lysosome. Gene Ontology annotation, biological process: oligosaccharide catabolic process; ganglioside catabolic process.
CGUGAACUGCACCGCCCAGUCUUAUGUAACCCUCAGCAGGCAAACUGCACCGCUGCAACUCUUUCAUUUUAAUCUAUUCCAAGAUUAUUUGUAAACAAGGAGACCAAACAUGGGCGACGUGACUUUAUGGAAUGUUCAACUGCAGCAACAAACUGUCUUUAAAUCUAAUGGCUGGGUUUACAGGAUUCCUGCUCUUUUCUGUGAGACAGAAAGUGAAACUCUUCUGGCUUUUGCAGAGCAAAGGAGAACUGAAGAUGACAGCAGCUCCAAAAUGCUGGUAAUGAAAAGAGGAGAACUGAAGGAGGAAACCCCUAAUGUGAAGACAAUUGAGUGGUCAGAGCUCCGAGAGGUAAAAGAGGCAAAGAUUGAUGGAUACCGCCCUAUGAAUCCCUGCCCGCUGUAUGACAAAACCAGCAAAACCCUCUUCCUGUUCUUUAUCUGUGUUGAAGGCACCGUCUCAGAGCAGCGGCAGAUAAACUGCUACACAAACAAAGCCCGUCUCUGCUACAUCACCAGCAAAGAUCUUGGACAAACCUGGACUGAACUUACUGAUCUGACUGACAAACUGCCUGAAAUUAAAACUUGGGCCACUUUUGCUGUAGGUCCGGGCCACGGUCUUCAAACAGAGCAGGGAAGGUUGAUUGUUCCAAUCCAUGCUUAUACUUCUGGUAUGAACUCCUGCUGCCGCUUGUCUAAGAGCUGUGCUCCUUUUGCACUCUCCCUGUACAGUGAUGAUUCUGGUAAAAAUUGGCAGUUUGGCCAAAUGUUUCAAGAAAAAUCCAUUGAAUGUCAAAUGGCAGAGUUUUUUGAUGAAAGCGGCAACAGCAUCAUCUACUGCAACGCUCGCACUGAGGGAGGAUUUAGAGAGGAGCACGUCAGUGAGAGUAACGGACAUGAGUUUUGCAAGCUGAGUGGUGUUCAAAAGCUCAUGGAGACGGGCUUUGGCUGUCAGGGAAGCUUGGUUUCUUUUCCAUCUCAGAAUGAAGAUGUAGCGAAUGAUGAGAGCCAGAAAAAAAACAAGUGGCUGCUCUUCACCCACCCAAGUCACCAGUGCCGCAGGGUUAGUCUGGGAGUGUAUCUGAACAAAACACCACGUGAUCCAAACUCAUGGAGCAAACCCUGGAUCAUCAGCAGUGGACCCAGUGGUUACUCAGACCUGGCUUACAUUGGUGAGGGUUGGUUUGCUUGUCUGUUGGAGAGUGGGGAGAAGAAAGAAACGGAGCAGAUAGCUUCUGUGGUUUUUAGCUACAAUGAGCUCAAACAAGUCAUUGGAGAGUAAAAGAAAAUCUUUGCUCUGUACAAAAAGAUGCAAUAUUUGUAGAGAACCUACUGUUGCUUAGUGUGUAAAAUGUGUAAAAGUGUGUUAGUAAGAAACAAAUGGGGCCAUAUGCUACUUUAAUAUUAACAAUGAGGUUCUCCUACUUACAGGAAGCAAUACAAAUACAAAGGCAGAAGGAAAAUUCUUCUUCCUGUUUUCAGAUCAUGUUAAACAUUGACUCAAAUCAACUGACUAAUGUGGAAAACAAAGCUGUCUCUAAUGUUAGAUCAAGUUUCCAUUCAAAUGUAUGCAGCAUUAUUGUAAAAAAUAAAAUGAAUGUAAAAUCCAGAAAA